Bemisia tabaci is the source of this 1618-nucleotide messenger RNA. RefSeq names its product M-phase phosphoprotein 6 (gene Mpp6). The record is from RefSeq and is a predicted model, not a curated record. Lineage: Eukaryota; Metazoa; Arthropoda; Insecta; Hemiptera; Aleyrodidae. Gene Ontology annotation, biological process: maturation of 5.8S rRNA.
AACAUAACCUAAAAACAAUUGCAUGCCUGCACAUGCACCAUCGUUUAAAAUCGUUAUAAAUUACGCUCAUUAUAUUUAAUAUUAGCUUAUUUUGACUUGUAUCACUCAUCCUGCUCAGUGCUCUUUUCCUUUCAUUUCUGUGACUUUAGAUAAGAUUCCAGAAAUGUCUGCCAAACACUUAAAACGAAAGAAACUCUCCAAACACAUCCUAGAAAUGAAGUUCAUGCAGCGCACUAAAGAAAAAGUACGAUUGUUGGAUGAAGAGGAAGAAGGGCGAGCAACGUUUUCAAGUGAAUUAACAGAACAAAUGGCGGACCAAAAGAGCAACUACUUUAUUCAGCCUAGCUUUGCUGUUUGUGAUGGCCUAAUGCCAAGUCGUCUGUCUUUCCUGGGAAUGAAUCCACUCAUAGAAAAAUUCAUGAAAGGCGAGGCAGGUUCAGAUGUCCAGACUAAAGAGGAAGCAGACGUGAGUUUAGAAGAAAUGGCUGAAACGUAUGCCAGCAACAGCACAUUAGUCGAAACAAUGGCCAACAAAUUUCAUAAGAAGAAGAGAGAUAAAUCUAAUGACAAAGAGCCGGACAGGAAAAAAAUGAGGCUUAGUGAUACAUAAUUUGCAUUUCUCUCCUAAUGUGGUGCGUACUUUAGUAUUAAUUGUUCAAAUAAUGAAGCUCAAAAUAUUAUUGUCUGUAUGACUUGGGACAUAUAAAAAGACUGUUUCUUAUAAGUCUACCCUUCUCUAAUGCCUUCAUGGAUAACAAUAUUCACUCAAGCAAAAGAUAAAGGUAAACUUAUGUGCAGCCUGAUCGUUGAAAUGUUGUGUUUGUCGGGUAGACAUAGAUGACAUAGGUUAAAAGGCGGAGCGUGAUUGGUCUGCUAUGUCUCAUUGCUGCUUUGUUGUGCCUUUGUCAGGUGGAAUGGAGGACAUACUGUCGGAAACUUAAGAGGUGCCUUUAGCUUGUCGUGAGUUCCACCUGACGUAGGUACAACAAAGCAUCGAUAAGACAUAGCCGACCAAUCACACUCCGCCUUUUAACUUGUGUCAUCCAUGUCUACCCGGAAAACACAAAAUUUCAAUCAUCAGGCUGCUGGAAGGUGGUCUAGCUGGUUCAAAAUGUUUCGAGGGUUUGUAAUGACCAAAGUUUUGGAAAGAAAUUCAAUUUUGCCUCAAACUGCAUAAUCUUCAGUUUUGACUGAGCUAAAAUUUGUUGGCAACUUGAAAAUUAACUAUACUUAGUCUAGCUAGACUGCACUUAAAAAGUUCAUAGAAAUAUCAAUUGUGAGGAGGAGAUCUGCAAUUUAUAACGGGUACAUAUUUCAUUUAAAGGAGAAAUAUUUCUCAGAAACGAAGAGAACUUGACUGCUUGCCUUUAUGAAUGUACUUACAAUUGAAUGCAAAUAAUUAUUUCUUAAUAUAGAAUAAAGCAGUCUUUAUCAAUAAAUCAAGCAAUAUUGUUAAUAUUUUCACUGUGAAAUAUUGGGCCUUUCUCCAAUUUAUUUUGCUUGAAGCUCUUGGAAGGAUCACCCUUCACUUACAAUAGAAAAAAAAUUCUCUUCAUUCCCUCAUGGGAUAUCUUGUGGCAACUUAGGAAAAAAUACAUUCUGUACUUAGCUUUUCAAA